AUGCACCGACAUAAUCAGAUACUUACUACAAUAGCCGACAUUUUGGAUGAAAUAAUUAAACAAACUGAUGCUCUAGAAAUAGAGUAAGAUUAAAUAUCCUAUUUCCAUGCAACAAAAGCACCAUCAAUAUCAAUAUACAAUUACUUAUAAAGAAUAUCAAAAUACACCAAUUGUAGUGAAGGAUGUAUUGUAAUCGCAUUAAUUUAUUUGGACAGGUUGUAAGAAAAACAUCCUUACUUUGUACUCAAUUCAAAAUGCAUACAUAGGUAUCCUUUUUAAUUUAUCAGAUUUCUGCUGAUUUCUAUUGUGAUAGCUAUAAAGUUUUAGGAUGAUGAAUAUUAUAAAAAUGAAUAUUAUGCAAAAGUCGGAGGAGUUAGCACAAAAGAGAUUUUAGUUCUUGAAUUAGAAUUUUUAGAAUUAAUGGAUCAUUAAUUGUUCAUUUCGGAUCAUGACUAUUUGAUGUACGAAAAGAAAUUACUGUAGUAUGGAGAAAUAGAAAUGCCCUGA
Paramecium tetraurelia is the source of this 507-nucleotide messenger RNA. RefSeq lists its product as uncharacterized. The record is from RefSeq and is a predicted model, not a curated record. Gene Ontology annotation, molecular function: protein kinase binding. Lineage: Eukaryota; Ciliophora; Oligohymenophorea; Peniculida; Parameciidae. Gene Ontology annotation, biological process: regulation of cyclin-dependent protein serine/threonine kinase activity. The transcript has a single exon.